AUGCCUCUCUCACAAUUGGCACACUGGCUUUUAAAUAGGGAAAAGUAUGGUUCAGAUUAUCACCAAUUAGAAACUUUGCAGCAAGAAGGAAGAAAAAAAGCCGAUAAUAAUUGGAAAGAUAAAAGGGACAAGGAAUACCAACGAAGGAAAAUUUGUCGUUAUUGUGUUCGAGAAUUUCCGUGGGAUAAAAAUUUAGACUUUUUACCAGCCAAGCAAAAGGCCGAAAGAGAGUUAGAAAAUCACGAGCACAUUUGUCCAAAAAAAAAUGAUAAAUCCGGUCGACAAAAAUUAAAGCAAGAAAAAUGA
Messenger RNA from Racocetra persica, 306 nucleotides. NCBI's taxonomy places the organism in Eukaryota, Fungi, Glomeromycota, Glomeromycetes, Diversisporales, Gigasporaceae. The record is from the annotation of a GenBank genome assembly.